AUGAGCCCAGUCGGAAGUCACGUAAUCAAACUUGCAGAAGGACUGCAUGUUCCACGUCUGGAGAGAGCCAACUACCAAAAGUGGCUCGUACUUAUCGAAGCUGCACUAAGGCACUUCAAUCUUUGGGAAUCACAUAUUAUUGCGAAACCACCCAGUAAACCCGAUCAGCCGUACCUGAUCAACAAUGCCAAAGCUUAUAGCAUGAUAUCUGCCACACUAAGCAAGGACAAUGAAAAACUAGCAGAGGACCUCAACGGUAUUCCUCUAUCAGCUCACCUCAGUUUCGCUGCCAUAAAGAAACAUCACGAAACAGGCAACAUGAGCGCAAAACUAGAGCUCGAAGACGAGCUCGACUUAAUAGUAUACGACACCCAGGUCGGUGUUAAGCAACUAUACGACGAAAUGUUCGACAUACGGAAACUAUUGUCACAAAUUGGCGUCAAAUGGUCCGAUGAGGAUUAUGUACGAAAACUCUUGAGGAAACUACUAAAAGGAUCUUCACAUUGGGGCAACAUGCGUACCAGAUUUGACAGCUUUACUAAAUCAAAUUAUGCAACAGCUGACAUCAGGACAAUGUUGGCAUACGAAGAGCAGCAACUUAUCACUGUCAUGCUACUUCCAUCUUUAGACAACGCCGAAGUCGCGUCACCAGCAAAUCUACACACCUGGCACAGACGCCUAGGACACAUCGGAAAGAAAGCCAUCCUUGAUCUGGCUAAAACCGUGAACGGAAUGGACAUUCUACCAAGUAACAGCCCUCCAAGGAUAUGUGAAGCUUGCAUCGAAGGACAAGCACAUAAGAAACCUUUUCCAGUGCCUAAUCACAGGGCUUAUGAUUGGAGUGUUACUACUACACUUUCCAAACCCAGAACUGCUCAUCCGAUUAUUGAUAACGAUAGUGAUGAUGAAAUGCCACUCUUUUAUCCAAUUUUUACUACUACUACUACUCCAAUUCCAUCCCCUGAACUAAUAGAGGAUGACGAUAUAUCUACUACUCCCACUAGGACACAAAUGUCGCCAGCCAGGGAUGCUACACCAGUCACCGAAACCCAGCAAGAGGAAGAUCUGGGCAAUUCGAGUCAAACUCCAACUAUUAUCGCUACUAGCGAAUACAAUGAUGGAACAUAUCCUACUAUUCAUCAAUCCAGGCCUAACCCUGAGGACUCAAAUCAAGCGAGCCAAAUUAUCAGAUCUGGUGGGGUUACUACUAAAGACCCAUUUGAAUCUUCCAGUCCAUUAGGAUUCAAUCCAUCAAGACUGCCAAACCCACUUAGACCAUACAAGGGGUAUACCUAUGAAGAAAUUACUGAUGAAGAACCAGAAUCACAUUCUUCUCCACCAACUGGACGCGGAACAUCCAGAAACAAGCAAAUACUGAGCUCUCUUAACGAAAAAGAUCUCAAGAACAAUACUAGAGCAUUAACUGCCAUAGAGACCGUCGAAGAUAAAGCUGAACUAUCCACUUAUUCGCCUCUCUACAAAAAUCCUCACUCAUUUCCUGAGACUCGAGCUCUCUAUAAACGGGUAGACGAUGCCAUUAUUAAAUUUACUAACUCCAGAAAUCAACACUAUUGGUUGUAA
Molecule: messenger RNA, 1581 nt
Organism: Batrachochytrium dendrobatidis JAM81
Lineage: Eukaryota; Fungi; Chytridiomycota; Chytridiomycetes; Rhizophydiales
Exons: 4
Coding region: 1-1581 (526 amino acids)
Source: RefSeq, a predicted model, not a curated record